AUGGAUAGAAAUGGGAACAUAAAUAUCAAUCAUUACAUCAAUUUGGAACGGAGGUUGUAUCUCGAAAUAACGGCAUAUACCCAGUGGAUACGGAAAGUAGCCGUAGUUCUCGCUGAUCUCCCAAUUCACGCAUAUCUCCGUCCAGAUCGACAGCAGGUUCGGGACACAGGUUUUGGCAUUUCAGCCCCCAACGCCUACCGGUUCAAAGAUGUGCUCCGUGAAGACUGGCCUAUGGUGGUGGCGUUAUUUUCUUUGAUAGCCCUCCUAUCUCGAUUGCUCUACCUCAUUAUUGCACCCCCGAGUAUUUUCGCUCUCGAGUACGCCUUAGCUGUCUUGUUUCUAUUUUACUCAAUUGGAAUCAUCGUGUUAACAUAUCAGGCUAUCCGUGAUAUGGACCAUCCUACAAGAAUCAGCGCAUUGCUGCCUGAACGAUUCAAUCCCUUUGAGAGGUGUGCUAUCUGCCAGGAGGACUCGCCCCACGAACAACUUAUCGAUAUACACUGCCGGGUUCCUGGCCAGGGAGACCAAAUAGUACGUCACUCGUUUCAUGAGGAAUGCAUCAUCAGCCACUGGGAGGCUCGAAUGGUCAUUGCCAAUGCUGGGGAGGAAUAUCGGUGCCCCAUAUGUCGGCAAGAACCCGAUGGCUACAGCAGGCAUUUUGGACCUCGAAGCCCGAAUUUCCUCGAUAACUCUAGACUAAUGUGGUAUAUACACUCGCUUUUCGCCCGAAGGCUCGUUGUGAUGAUGAAUAACUUCACUCGCCGACCUAGAUACCCUUUCCAAGGGCACCCGUACCAGUUUAACACCAUCUACUAUAUUCAGCUUAUGCCUAACGUUGCCGUCGGCCACGUGCUUCUGGCAUUGACCUUGCUCUUCUAUCUCCGUCUCGCGACUUUGAUGUUUUACUUGCCUCUUUCGUGGCCGGCGUGGGUAGUGGUCUUGAGCAUCUCUAUCGCAUUCCUGAACCGCUUUAGUCGGAUCAUUGACACAAGACUCUACACAGCAGCGGAUGAUGGUAUUUUCCGUUUAGGAAUGAUGGUUUUUGACUCGAUUGACUUCUUUGCUUACCUGUUUCCUUCACGUGCUCCGCCAGCGCCGCCAGUAAGACGGGUACCAGAUGACGGCAGACCGAACCCCGAUGGUCCCGACGACGGCGGCGCAAAUAACGGCGCACCAGACAACGCUCUAAACGACGGCAUACCAGACAAUGGCCGGUUGAAUAACGACGAUCCAAACGUUGGUAUCCUUAUCGAUAUAGACGACAAUGGAGCAGGUGAUGCCCAAAACGAUGAAGGUGACGAUGGCGAUGAUGGCGGUGCCGACGACCACCUCGAUCGGUUGUAUGGCCUCACUCUCCUCAAAUUUACCUAUAUUAACGUUAGGGUAAUGUGGGUAUACGUCAGACGACUAUUCUGGUCCAUAGGCAGCCGUAUUGCUUUUGAUCUUGCCAAGUAUGUUGCGUUGAUUAUCCCAAGGUUUGUUAUAGGGGUCGCUCUAUAUCAUAUCGUUAGCCUCUUGUUUUUUGCCCUUGAGAGCCCUCUAGUUACGCCAUCAGUUAUAAACAACUAA
Molecule: messenger RNA, 1569 nt
Organism: Xylaria bambusicola
Lineage: Eukaryota; Fungi; Ascomycota; Sordariomycetes; Xylariales; Xylariaceae
Exons: 1
Coding region: 1-1569 (522 amino acids)
Source: RefSeq, a predicted model, not a curated record